Messenger RNA from Symphalangus syndactylus (siamang), 2318 nucleotides. RefSeq names its product syntaxin 11 (gene STX11). The record is from RefSeq and is a predicted model, not a curated record. Gene Ontology annotation, biological process: intracellular protein transport; synaptic vesicle fusion to presynaptic active zone membrane; exocytosis. Gene Ontology annotation, cellular component: SNARE complex; plasma membrane; endomembrane system. Gene Ontology annotation, molecular function: SNARE binding; SNAP receptor activity. Lineage: Eukaryota; Metazoa; Chordata; Mammalia; Primates; Hylobatidae.
UCACUAUCACAAGAACAGCAUGGAGGAAACCGCCCCCAUAAUCCACUCACUUCCCUCCCUGGACACAUGGGGACUACAAUUCAAGAUGAGAUUUGGGUGGAGACACAGCCUAAUCAUAAUACCUUGUGUCAGUUCUGGAUGGAGAUCUUCUGUUAGUGCCUCCUUCAUAAAAAUAGGGUUUAAAGAAAUCAGCUACAGCAGCCUGCUUUCAACACCCUGAGUGACGCAAGGCCAUGUUAGACCCUACCAAAGAUCACUCCUCACACCUGGGGCACACAAGGAAAGGAGCGAGGGACUGAGAGGAACAUCCGUCAGCUUCGGCAAGGUCUCAAAAAGAUCAUCACCCACAGAGGCAGAUGUCUCAAGGAAAGACUGUCCUUUGAAUCGGGUCAUGGAAGUUGCUAGCAGGCUGUGGUCCGUGAACUCACAGAAACUAUAAACCAUCCGUGAAGAAGGAAUGGGUGCAUCUGAAGAGUGCCAAAGGGAAAAGUAAGACAAAGACAUGGAGCAGCCUCAAGGGGAUGAAAUGGAUGAAGGGGAGGAAGAGAAGAGAGCCAGAUCUCAGCCCCAAAGCAAAAUGAAAGACCGGCUAGCAGAACUUCUGGACUUGUCCAAGCAAUAUGAGCAGCAGUUCCCAGACGGGGACGAUGAGUUUGACUCGCUCCACGAGGACAUCGUGUUCGAGACGGACCACAUCCUGGAGUCUCUGUACCGAGACAUCCAGGACAUUCAGGAUGAAAACCAGCUGCUGGUGGCCGACGUGAAGCGGCUGGGAAAGCAGAACGCCCGCUUCCUCACGUCCAUGCGGCGCCUCAGCAGCAUCAAGCGCGACACCAACUCCAUCGCCAAGGCCAUCAAGGCCCGGGGCGAGGUCAUCCACUGCAAGCUGCGCGCCAUGAAGGAGCUGAGCGAGGCGGCCGAGGCCCAGCACGGCCCGCACUCGGCGGUGGCUCGCAUCUCGCGGGCGCAGUACAACGCGCUCACCCUCACCUUCCAGCACGCCAUGCACGACUACAACCAGGCCGAGAUGAAGCAGCGCGACAACUGCAAGAUCCGCAUCCAGCGCCAGCUGGAGAUCAUGGGCAAGGAAGUCUCGGGCGACCAGAUCGAGGACAUGUUCGAGCAGGGUAAGUGGGACGUGUUCUCCGAGAACUUGCUGGCCGACGUGAAGGGCGCGCGGGCCGCCCUCAACGAGAUCGAGAGCCGCCACCGCGAGCUGCUGCGCCUGGAGAGCCGCAUCCGCGACGUGCACGAGCUCUUCUUGCAGAUGGCGGUGCUGGUGGAGAAGCAGGCCGACACCCUGAACGUCAUCGAGCUCAACGUACAAAAGACGGUCGACUACACCGGCCAGGCCAAGGCGCACGUGCGGAAGGCCGUGCAGUACGAGAAGAAGAACCCCUGCCGGACCCUCUGCUGCUUCUGCUGUCCCUGCCUCAAGUAGCAGGCCGGCCCGGGCCGCCACCGCCCGUCCCAGACCAUGGAGCGCGCUGGGAAGGACGCACCAAAGCCGGGAGCUCUGCCCUGCAGGGAGUUGCCCCAACUCUUUUCGGAACUCAGUCUUUAGAGAAGAAACGCCAGGUUCGAGAAUUGCAAACCAGCCCGUGCUUGGAAAGAUGGUUAGUUGAUACCAUCCGAUGAUUGUUCAGUAAAGAUAGAUUCCUACAAAGUUGUGCAAUGUCAUUAUAUGACAUCUUGCACUCUUACCCUCUUGACAGAAGCCAAGUAAGGAACUGACGUAUCUGACUGUAGGGUGAAUGUCUGAGGCCUGCCUCCUAACAAAGACUCAAGGAGGAAGUCAAUUGAGCAUCUGCUAAUAGAAUGAACUCAUGAUGGAAACUUCAGUUCAUUUACUUUGUCCUGAAAAUUCCCUGGUUCUGUUCCAUUUUGAGCGAAAUUGGCCUUGGGAAAAACCACGUUUUUCCUUUCCGAUUCUUCAUCCGGUCUACGCUAUGCAAUUCCUCCCCAAAUAUGGAUCUUAUUUCUGCUCAUUUCCCCUACUUAUUAAAAUCACACCAAACACUUACUAUUUUCUUAUCUCUUUCACUUUUUAAAUACCUUUCUCCAGGUUAUAUUUUGGGAUGAUUUUUCUAAAUAUUUUUAAGCACUGAAUAUCGAACAAGCACUCAAAUUGAAGUAUCAGUCAUGUUUUAUGUAUUUUUCACUGAUAAAGAUUAUUUAACAUUUAUCUUUUUACUUGAUUACAUAAUACACAUAUAUAUGUAAAUGUAAAAUACUAAUAUUCACUAAUGUAUGUACAUAAUGAUCAAUUGGUUUAACUUCUUUUAUGUAAGUAUGGUAUAUAAAUUUCAAGAAGAACA